Mangifera indica (mango) is the source of this 2290-nucleotide messenger RNA. Its product is annotated as conserved oligomeric Golgi complex subunit 6. Gene Ontology annotation, cellular component: COG complex. The coding region runs from base 52 to 2136 and encodes 694 amino acids. The transcript is spliced from 10 exons. Lineage: Eukaryota; Viridiplantae; Streptophyta; Magnoliopsida; Sapindales; Anacardiaceae. Gene Ontology annotation, biological process: intra-Golgi vesicle-mediated transport. The record is from RefSeq and is a predicted model, not a curated record.
AACAGAGUAGAGAAGACGAGAGAAGAGAUCGUACAGAGAGAGCGAAAGAGAAUGGGGACGGUGGGAUUGGCGCCUGGGCUAUCUCGUAAGCUGAAGAAAGUAUUGGAAUCAAGAACAGAAACACCAGAUCUAUUGGCUUCUCUCAAAACACUCUCAACUUUCUACACUGAUAACACUCCACAGACUCGUCGCAACCUCAGAUCCACUAUUGAAAAGCGCUCUCUUUCCAUCAAUCUCGAUUUUCUUCAAGCCUCUCAUGCUGCUCAACAAGCUUUGGAUCGCGUCGAGGAGGAGGUUAAUGAGCUUGCUCAGUGCUGUGAUAGGAUUGAAAAGGCCCUGAGCAGUUGUAAUGCUACCACUGGGAACAUCAUUGAAACUACGGAGAUACUCAAACGAGAGCUUGAAGUUAAUACACAAAGACAAGAGAUUGUUUCUUGCUUUCUUCGUGAUUAUCAACUGUCUAAUGACGAGAUAACUGCACUGAGGGAUGAGGACCUAAAUGAAAAUUUCUUCGAGGCACUUUCUCAUGUUCAAGAAAUUCAUGCCAACUGCAAAGUACUUCUUAGGACUCAUCAUCAGCGUGCAGGUUUGGAGCUGAUGGAUAUGAUGGCUGUGUACCAAGAAGGAGCCUAUGAGCGCCUAUGCAGGUGGGUUCAGGCUGAAUGUAGGAAAUUGGGUGACACUGAGAAUCCUGAAGUUGGUGAGCUUUUAAAAACAGCAGUUUGCUGCCUCAAGGAAAGGCCUGUCCUUUUCAAGUAUUGUGCAGAAGAGGUAGCAAAUAUGAGGCAUAAUGCAUUGUUUAGAAGAUUUAUAAGUGCUCUUACACGUGGAGGACCUGGUGGAUUGCCAAGACCAAUUGAAGUGCAUGCUCAUGAUCCCUUACGAUAUGUGGGAGACAUGCUUGGAUGGCUACAUCAGGCUUUGGCAUCUGAACGGGAGCUCAUCCUUGGAUUACUUGAUCCAGAUGUGGCAGUAGAUACUGGAGUUACGGCUAGCCAAUUCUCUAAGAACCUGGAGAAUGAUUCUGGAAAGACUAAUUCAGAUCUGACAUUUGUACUGGAUAGAAUCUUUGAAGGAGUUUGCCGGCCAUUCAAAGUGAGAGUUGAACAAGUUUUGCAGUCGCAACCUAGUCUUAUAAUUUCUUAUAAACUCAGUAAUAUCUUGGAGUUUUAUAGCUACACAAUAUCAGAUUUACUUGGGAGAGAGACUUCUCUCUGUAAUACACUCUGGGUGCUCAAGGAUGCUGCCCAAAAGACAUUUUUUGACAUAUUGAAAAGCCGAGGAGAAAAACUUUUGCGGUAUCCACCCCUUGUAGCUGUUGAUCUUUCUCCACCACCAGCUGUGAGGGAAGGAGUCUCUGUACUGCUGGAAAUAAUUGAGACCCAUAACAGUAUGAUGGUUCCCCCUUCUGGAAAAAAAUCUGAUUUUGAUCUGGUGAUAUCUGCUUUACUUGAUCCUAUCAUCCAGAUGUGUGAACAAGCAGCAGAGGCACACAAAUCCAAGGGAGCUGGACAUUCAUCAAGAAGAAGUAGAAUGAGUUCUGACUCAAGCCAAAUUAAUAAAUCCUCGGUUGAUGCAAUCUUAUCCAGUAGCAGUUCCACCUUGUCCACACAGAAUAAUGAGACUCCCUCCAAAAUAUUCCUCAUCAACUGCUUAUGUGCCAUCCAACAACCAUUACUUGGUCACGAGGUUGCAACUGAGUAUGUGAAGAAUCUCGGAUCAAUGAUUGAAAAUCAUAUGCAGGCUCUUGUCGAUAAAGAAGUUGAUGUCAUUUUAAGAAGAUGUGGCUUAUCAGAGAAGAUGCAGCACUUCCAUGGUUCUCUUAACAAGGAGGUCAGCAGUGCAGUAGCAGGGCCCACAUUGGCAGAGAUAGAAGACACUUCUCCAGCAUCACUUGCAGAGUGUUUAAAGGUAUUCUUUGGGCUUAUUUUGGGAAGCGAUAGUUCUCUGCCAGAAUUUGAGCCGAUGCAGGUUCCAAAAUUGCGUUCUGAAGCCUGUAUCAAGGUGGCCAGGUCACUGGCUGAAGCUUAUGAACUAAUUUACAAGGCUAUUAUGGCUCCCGAGAACGGAUACCCAGAUCCAAAGUCGCUAGCAAGGCAUCCUCCACAUCAAAUAAGGACUAUUUUAGGGAUAUAAAGUUUUAAUCUUCUUUUGGAGCCUCAAGAGUCAAUACCGUUUCUUUUUGUAAUGAAUAAUAAUGUCUUCUACAAAGGUUUAAAGGGGUAUUCGUUGAUGGCUUGUAGAUGAAUUGCUUUUAUAGUGUGGUAUAAUGAAAGAGGAAAUUAUGUAA